ACAUCUUGAGACUAAUAUUGCAAAACACUCAUAAUAACAGUCUUUAACAUUGUAGAUUAAGCACAUAGCAAUGGCCGCAACCUCCUCCUCUGCUCUCACUAUAUCCUCCUCAUCCACCCUCCUUGACGGCAAGGCUCCACGGCAACCACCGUCUGCCUCUCCACAAUGUGUGAGCUUUCCUCAGAAUCGUCAAUUGAAAACCACUGUUCAUUGUCGUAAGAUUGCUCGCAAUGUGAAGGCAAUGGCCACAGGAGAGACAUCAGCAGAAGUUGACACAACUGAGCUGCCAGAGUUUGUGAAGAAUCUUCAAGAAACUUGGGACAAAGUUGAUGACAAAUAUGCAGUGGGUUCAGUGGUUGUAGCUUCUGUGCUUGCAUUGUGGGCUUCAACUGGGUUGCUCUCAGCAAUUGAUAAGCUUCCUUUGAUUCCUGGGGUUCUUGAGCUUGUAGGCAUUGGCUACACUGGGUGGUUUGCAUACAAGAACCUGGUUUUCAAGCCAGACCGGGAAGAUUUGCUACAGAAAAUAAAAGGAACAUAUGAUGAAAUAAUUGGGAGCAGCUAAAAGAGUUGGGAAAUGCAGAGAUGGUGUUGACAUGAAAGUUUUCUAUUUUGCAGCAUUCUGUUGAAGAUGUGAUGAUGCUUCAUUUUGUCAACAUAAGCUCCUAACUGUACUUUAUCCCAUGUAAUGUGAUGUGUUCUGAGAGAAGUUGUAUCGUUUUUAUAAAUAUCAAUUCACUUCAAGGCAAUCUCAAUUCCUCAAUUAUCCGUA
Molecule: messenger RNA, 769 nt
Organism: Lotus japonicus
Lineage: Eukaryota; Viridiplantae; Streptophyta; Magnoliopsida; Fabales; Fabaceae
Product: protein CURVATURE THYLAKOID 1B, chloroplastic-like
Exons: 6
Coding region: 71-562 (163 amino acids)
Cellular component (GO): thylakoid; chloroplast thylakoid membrane
Source: RefSeq, a predicted model, not a curated record